Phytomonas sp. Hart1 is the source of this 1431-nucleotide messenger RNA. The record is from the annotation of a GenBank genome assembly. NCBI's taxonomy places the organism in Eukaryota, Euglenozoa, Kinetoplastea, Trypanosomatida, Trypanosomatidae.
AUGCCACCGACGGCGGCGGCGGAUACCACCCCUCUCUUGGAGGAGAUUGCCCAGCUGCGACUGCAGUUGGCUGAAAAAGAGUCUCUGCUUGGCGUGACCGGAGGGGCGAGUACGAAGAAAUCCAAAAAAAAAGGCCAGGCGCACAAAAUCGAAACCGACCCUGUCCAAGGCUGCCGGGACUUCCCCCCGGAGAUGAUGCGGAUUCGGGCCUCCCUCUUUGACGCCUUCCACGCCACCGCCCGGGCCUUUGGCUUCGAGGAGUACGACGCCCCUGUGCUGGAGUCCGAGGAGCUCUACGUGCGCAAACAGGGCGAGGAGAUCACCGGGCAGCUCUUCAACUUUGUCACCAAAGGCGGCCACCGUGUAACGCUGCGGCCGGAGAUGACCCCCAGCCUAGCCCGCCUGCUCCUGGCCAAGGGCCGCGCCCUGUUACUGCCCGCGAAGUGGUACGCCCUCCCGCAGUGCUGGCGCUACGAGACGAUCACCCGCGGCCGGCGGCGGGAGCACUACCAGUGGAAUAUGGACAUCAUCGGCGUCAAGGGCGUCACCGCGGAGGUGGAGCUGGUGAGCGCCGCCUGCGCGACGAUGGAGCGGCUCGGGCUGACAAGCAAUGAGGUCGGGGUCAAGGUGAACUCCCGCAAGGUAUUGCAGGCCUUUGUGGAGGAGGUGGGGGUGCCGCCCGAGCUCUUCCCUCGCGUCUGCGUGAUUGUGGACAAAAUGGAGAAGAUUUCUCGCGAGGAGGUGGAGCAGGAGCUGGAGAAGCUGGGGCUUUCACCCAGUAUUGUGAACACAAUCAUAAGCUCCCUCAGCAUGAGGUCGCUGGAUGAAAUCGCCGAUAAGAUCGGCGUUAACCAUGAGGCGGUUUUGGAGUUGAGAAGUUUUUUUGAAUUGAUCGAAGCGUACGGUUAUGCUGAUUGGGUCCUCUUUGAUGCAAGCGUAGUCCGUGGUUUGUCUUAUUAUACCGGUAUCGUGUUCGAAGGGUUCGAUAGAGAAGGCAAGUUUCGCGCUAUUUACGGCGGCGGGCGGUACGAUAAUCUCAUGUCACUUUACGGUAGCCCGAACCCAAUACCAUGUGCCGGCUUCGGGUUCGGUGAUUGCGUCAUUGUGGAACUUCUCAAGGAAAAGAAUCUGUUGAAUGUAAACCAACAGAAAAUGGACGACGUGGUGAUCCCAUAUGAUGAGUCCAUGCGUCCUGCUGCGCUCAAAGUGCUCAGGGCUCUGCGGAGUCAGGGCCGCAGCGCAGAUAUCAUAAUGGACAAGAAGAAAAUUGCCCAGGCCUUCAGUUAUGCUGACCGUGUUGGCGCAGACCGUGUGGUGCUUGUGGCCCCAGAUGAAUGGUCCAAUGGAGAAGUUCGGGUGAAGAUGCUGCGGGAAGGGGAAGGAAAAGACAUAAAUGAUCGCGGAAAGACGGUCAAGUUUGAUGAUCUGUAA